Colletotrichum tamarilloi is the source of this 396-nucleotide messenger RNA. RefSeq lists its product as uncharacterized. Bases 1 to 396 code for a protein of 131 amino acids. NCBI's taxonomy places the organism in Eukaryota, Fungi, Ascomycota, Sordariomycetes, Glomerellales, Glomerellaceae. The record is from RefSeq and is a predicted model, not a curated record. The transcript has 4 exons.
AUGGUGCCCUAUCUGAGCAAGUAUUUGUACUCGACAUCUUCCAAGGUCACCAAAGGGGAGAGAGACGUGGUCCAAGCUUUCGCAAUAGCCCAGCAGCAGCAGAAGGAGCCGAAGGAGAAAGAGCGCACCGAGAGGGCAAACACCAGUAUCAGCGCCUUCUGCGGUCCACAGGUGACAUUGGCAGCAACCACACCUCUACAGCCCGCCCGCGACCAUUCUCAACUGUUAACACCGCUGAGCCACGCCCGCGACAGCAACCCAUGCGCAUCCAGGCCCACUCCUGAAGCUCUGAAGACCAGGCUCAGUUGGUAUCCGGCGACCAAGUACGCACUGCGCAGUACCUACCUUACACAUCGAGACAACGACAACAGCGACGACUGCUUCCACCAGAACUAA